CAGUUACUUCGAAACAACUUUGAGUAAGCAGAAAUGGCCGAAACGACCGACUUCCAGAAGAGAUUGUUGCAAGUUGGAGUUGAUGGUCUGUUGUCAGCAAGCAUAGCGCUCGGUCAUCAACUUGGUUUGUUUGACGCUCUGGCCAAGAUCAGCAGCGAAGAAAAGCCGGCUACUGCCGCUCAAGUUGCUCAAGAAAGCAGAUGCAAAGAAAGAUACGUGAAGGAAUGGUUGGCAGUCAUGGGAGUGGGAGACAUAAUCACGGUUACGGAGGAUGAGAAGUUCUAUAUCAAAAAGGAAAAUCUGGCGGACCUGACUAGAGGGGCACAGAUCAUUCCGUACCACACCUUUCUGCCACUCUGCAUGAAAAGCUAUGAUAAGAUCGCAAAAGUGUUCACUGAGGAUGGACCUUUGGGUUUGGCUUACUCGGACUUUACUGGCUUUUAUGAUGCUAUGGCAUCAGUCAGUGAAGCAUUGCAUAAGAAGCAUCUCAUUUCUGGUUUUAUUCCAGCUCUUGGCUCAGGGCUCAAGGAGCGCCUAGAAAAGGGUGGCGUCCAGUGUUUGGACGUUGGAUGCGGCAAAGGUUUCCACUCUGCCUUAAUGGCCUCUCAUUAUCCAAAAUCUCAUUUUACUGGCAUUGAUAUCACGCAGGAUGCAGUAGAUAUGGCCAAUCAGCAAAAGAAAACUGAUGGUCAGGCAUUCGACAACUUAGCAUUCAUCCAAAUGAAUGGUGCUAAAAUGGAUGCCAGCUGGACGGAUAAGUUUGAUCUGGUCAUGAUUUUCGAUGCUUGCCAUGACCAAAUGAGGCCUGAUCUGUGCCUCAAAGAAAUCUAUCGUGUUCUCAAACCUGGAGGCGUCUUUGGAAUGCUAGGGGUAAACGGCUCAUCAAACAUAUACAAAGAUAAACAGGAGAUGGGUUUGAUGGCUGGGCAGCUGUACGGGGUUUCAAUGUUUCACUGUUUGCCAGUGAGCAGCAACUCAGAAGGUGCCCUAUGUCUUGGUGCGAUGUGGGGGAAGGAACGGGCCCAGAAACUUCUCAAGGAAGCCGGCUUCAAGCAGGUCGAUGUUGUGCCAACACCUCAGUUUCCCUUCAACAUCCUCUACGUCUGCAAGAAGGACGGCAUCAACUAA
Molecule: messenger RNA, 1128 nt
Organism: Cylicocyclus nassatus
Lineage: Eukaryota; Metazoa; Nematoda; Chromadorea; Rhabditida; Strongylidae
Source: the annotation of a GenBank genome assembly